AUGAAAAAUGAAUGUGUGACCAAAGGAAGAGAAAUGCACAAUUUCUACAGAAGUGCCAACUUAGCCUCAAGAAUACAACAACCCCAACAGCAACAACAACAAGAACAACAACAACCCAUACUCUAUUGCAACGUUCACAAUUGUAUUCUGGGAAACCCAUUACCCAAAACGGACAGUCCUUACAACAAAAACGAAAAGCAUGUGAGUCAUAUCAAACAGGAAGGCACUGACGCAAUAAUGACGUCAAAUCCAGAUAUUUUCAAUGCGCCCAGAAGUUCUAUAAACAGUAGGACGUCAUUCCAAAACCACGUGGUUCAUAUAAAUCAGGAACAAGACACCACAGUGACGUCAUUUCCGGUGAUAUCCGGUGAGUCUGGUGGCUCUACUGACACAAUGACCCAGCAUGCAGUUGGCGGUGAAGACGACCAAGGUGUGGCAUACAAACCCCACAUUCAGCGCAGCGCUAUCCGUAAAAAUGUCGCAUUGCUGGAAGAAAGAAAUCUAAAAUUUAAAUCCAAGAGCAAUGAAUACCAAAUGGCGCUGAAGAGAAACGAAGUUCAUACCUCAAUGGCACUUGGACAAAUCAUGCCCAAAAAGGUGGGACCGGCCACGGCCCUCCAUGAACUCAAUGGAAAGCAGCACCCGAGCACUACUGGCCCCGCUGUCCCGAUACUGUCCGAGUAUGGCUUUAACCAUAGUCGAAACUCCCGUGUCCAAGCUCCCUCAUCGCUGAAAGACAGUUCUUACAAAUCAUUCUCUAUAAAUCAGGAGUCCAUUGUUAAGCCACUGUUGGAUCCAUAUGCCUCCAUACAUUUUCGAGCAGCAAUAGCACCCCGGGGCACUAUCAUCUCUUAUGCCCCUUCCUAUGCCCCUCCUACCAUGGCGCCUUCUCUACCGGUCACCCAAAUUGACUCAAUAACAAGUGAUUCACAACCUUCGCGCAUAUCCACCAACAUUGGCCCAGCACUGACACAUGUCCAGUCCAGUACUGCUCCAAUGAUGCUCCAACCAGGGCCCAAGGAUGCUGCCCGUAAGCACGUGUGUGACGUGUGCGGUGUGUCAUUCACGCGCCCCAGCACGUUCGUCACCCACAAGCGCAUCCAUACCGGUGACAAGCCCUUUGAGUGUGAGACAUGUGGGAGAGCCUUCCGUCACCCUAGCAACCUCACCCGUCACCGUCUGAUCCACACCGCGCACAAACCGCACGUCUGUCCACACUGUGGCAAGGCGUUUAACCGCUCAUCCAAUCUUCACAUCCAUCUGAGAACCCAUUCAGACGUGCGCAUGUUCACGUGCCAAUACUGCGGCAAGGGCUUCAACCAGAAGGGUAAUCUACAAGCUCACGUGUACCGACACACAGGCGAGAGGCCAUUCAAGUGUCACAUCUGUGGCAAAGGCUUCACCUUGGCCUCCACGCGCACCACACACCUUCGCACGCAUACUAAUGAGAAGCCAUUUCAAUGCAAAUACUGCGAAAAGUCUUUUAACCAGAAAAAAAUCACUGACAUCGUAUUAUUUCCCAUGCCAUCAAGGAAAGGGGGGCGACUUUUUGUGCUAGAUCCUCGCAAGGUGAAAAUCUAG
Nematostella vectensis (starlet sea anemone) is the source of this 1581-nucleotide messenger RNA. RefSeq names its product zinc finger protein Gfi-1b-like. Gene Ontology annotation, molecular function: DNA-binding transcription factor activity; RNA polymerase II cis-regulatory region sequence-specific DNA binding. Gene Ontology annotation, biological process: regulation of transcription by RNA polymerase II. The record is from RefSeq and is a predicted model, not a curated record. The transcript has 2 exons. The coding region runs from base 1 to 1581 and encodes 526 amino acids. Lineage: Eukaryota; Metazoa; Cnidaria; Anthozoa; Actiniaria; Edwardsiidae.